This is a messenger RNA of Eupeodes corollae, 2431 nucleotides long. RefSeq names its product argininosuccinate synthase (gene Ass). Gene Ontology annotation, cellular component: cytoplasm. NCBI's taxonomy places the organism in Eukaryota, Metazoa, Arthropoda, Insecta, Diptera, Syrphidae. Gene Ontology annotation, biological process: urea cycle; L-arginine biosynthetic process. The record is from RefSeq and is a predicted model, not a curated record. The coding region runs from base 1167 to 2402 and encodes 411 amino acids. The transcript has 3 exons. Gene Ontology annotation, molecular function: argininosuccinate synthase activity; ATP binding.
AUGAAUAACAAUUUCCUCAAAUGAUUGUGAAAACAAAUCAUACUGGGCAGGUUCAGUCGACAUAAGGGCUUUUACACUUUAGAAUUUCAGAAAGUAGUUAGCUUAUAGCAAGCUUAAAGUAAGGCAAGUUUCUAGUAUCUGAUUGGCGUGCUACCAAAAAAUUGUCUUCCAAUUAAGCUAACUUUAUUGGAAAGUUGACUUGGAAAGUUAGUCAAGAAAAAUCUCCCUAACUAUCAAGUGAAGUGAACUUAUGCACAAUUCCAUUUAAUCUUUUGUGUAAAAGAGUUCCUUGUCAAAUUGUCAAUACAAAAUACAAAUCGUGAUGGAUUUGUAGGUUGCCUGAGGGGUGUUUUGUAGACAAUAAUGUUUUUGAUAGUUUUUGUAAAAUGAACUGAAGGUAGAGGUUAAUGAAGUAAAGUAUGUGUAUAAUUUAAUUAAAUGUGUAAGGAGUAGGCAGAACUUUUUUAAAUGAUACAAUCAAUAUCAAACAUAACAUUAUGUUCACACUUAAGGUUCUAGUCAAAAUGAUAGAUUUAAAAUAACUUAUUUUCGACAUACAAUUUACGAUUUACUUUAUUUGAACAACAUAAACUUAUGAAAAUUGGCAUCAACAGCAACUUUUUUUGGGACCCAUUCGCCGAAUCUAUUUGUUUAUGUGUUUAAGAUUUUCAACAAUGUAGUCCAUCAAAUCAUUGAUCAUUUUAAAAUAAAUAAAUAAAUUAGGUGGCACAAUGUUGAGAUGGCCUAGUGUCUUACAACUUUUAAUCGUUCCUGACGAUUUUGCUGACAUUCAAAUAAAAUUUCUGAAAAAAACUUAAAACUCCAAACCAUUUUAAAAUUAGUUUUGAAGAAACUGAAUAAUGUGGGCAUAAGAUGUUUGUACAAAGAUUUCUUAGGCAAAGCUGAUAGGUAGUGUAAAAAAGAGUGAUUUAUUAUUGGUAGGAAUUAGAAAUAGAUAAGAUAAGCAUCAGGCAGAAGUUUAUGUUUUAAAUAAAUGUAAACAAAAAUCAUCUAGUUAUAAUUUGUGGUGAUGCUGGUGACUCGUGUUAGCAAAUUCUCUUUUUCUUUAUCAUUGAAAGGUUAAAUUCUUAUCACCAUAUUUAGCUUUGCAGCGUCUAUUAUUCAUAACUUAGAAUCAGACAGCAGCAGUUCUAAAAAAGAUUCCAAUGAAUACAAAAGACAAAGUUCUGUUAGCCUACUCGGGUGGGUUGGACACAAGUUGUAUUCUCAAAUGGCUACAGGAAAAGGGAUUUGAAGUUAUCUGCUUUAUUGCAGAUGUUGGACAAGAUGAAGAUUUUGAAGCAGCAAAAAAGAAAGCUUUUGGGUGUGGAGCAGAGGAAGUGAUCAUCAAAGAUGUGAAAGAGGAUUUUGUAGAAAACUACAUUUGGCCAUCCAUUCAAAUGGGAUUAGUAUAUGAAGAACGUUAUUUAUUGGGCACGUCAUUGGCAAGACCAUGUAUAUCAGUGGCCCUAGUUGAGGCUGCCAAGUCGAGAGGGGCAAAAUAUAUUGCUCAUGGAGCUACUGGAAAGGGUAAUGACCAAGUUAGGUUCGAAAUGUGUGCAUAUGCCCUUUUUCCCGAAGUUAAGAUAAUUUCUCCAUGGAGAGACGAUGAUUUCUGUAAGCGUUUCCAGGGAAGACUAGAUUUAAUUAAAUAUGCAGAGCAGAAUGGCAUACCAGUGAGUGCAAAGCCUUCUGCGCCAUGGAGUACGGAUGCAAAUAUCAUGCACAUAAGUUAUGAAUCAGGAAUUUUGGAAGAUCCUAAUCAAAUCGCUCCGAAUAAUCUUUACGAAAUGACCAAAGAUCCAAAGUUGGCACCAUCAAAACCCUAUCGUGUGAAAAUCCAUUUUCAAAACGGCCUUCCCGUCAAGGCGGAAGAUAUGCAAUCUAUGAAAACUUUCAAAAAGCCUAUAGAUAUUCUGAAAUUUUUAAAUGAAGUCGGUGGAUUAUAUGGAAUUGGACGAAUCGAUAUCGUGGAAAAUAGAUUUGUGGGCUUAAAAUCACGUGGAGUUUACGAAACUCCUGGUGGUACGAUUCUUUUUUCCGCUCACCAAGAUUUGGAGGUUUUCUGUUUAGAUAGGGAAAUCUAUCGUACCAAGUCAUAUCUAAGGGAUUCGAUGUCGGUGUACGUGUACAAUGGAUUUUGGUUUAGUCCAGAGGCUGUAUUUACAAGAAAAUGUCUUGAACUAUCUCAAGAGCAUGUUAAUGGAGAAGUAAUUAUGGAGCUAAUGCCCGGAUAUUGUAAGCCGUUGGCUCGAAAAUCAGCUCAGGAACUUUAUAAUCAAGAAUUGGUAUCAAUGGACGUACAUGGUGGUUAUGUACCAGCUGAUGCAACUGGAUUCAUAAGAAUUAAUUCGGUAAGAUCAACUGAGUUUGCUAGAGCUUACGGCAAAUAUAAAUGUUAACUUUGUAAAAUAAAUAUUUGACUCUUCAA